Messenger RNA from Magnolia sinica, 1236 nucleotides. RefSeq names its product protein BASIC PENTACYSTEINE2-like. Gene Ontology annotation, cellular component: nucleus. Gene Ontology annotation, molecular function: DNA-binding transcription factor activity; sequence-specific DNA binding. The record is from RefSeq and is a predicted model, not a curated record. The transcript is spliced from 2 exons. NCBI's taxonomy places the organism in Eukaryota, Viridiplantae, Streptophyta, Magnoliopsida, Magnoliales, Magnoliaceae. Gene Ontology annotation, biological process: response to ethylene. The coding region runs from base 225 to 1061 and encodes 278 amino acids.
CAGGAAAAAAAAAUAUUUAAUCAGGCAUUAGAAAGCCAUUUGCAUUUCUCUCUCUCUCCUCUCUCCUCUCUCCAUAAGAGGGAAAGAACCCUAAAAAGAGCUUCUUCAAAUUGCCUUGCAAGAAGCCUCAAUGCAGCAGAUUGGCUGAGGAAAGUAUCGGAAUUUCAGUGGUUUUCAGCUCGCCUUUUCGGGUGCUUAUUUCGUAGUUUUAGAAUUCUGUCUAUAUGGAUGACGAUGGCGGGUUGGGGAUACGGAAUUGGGGUUAUUACGAGCAGUCGUUGAAGGAAAAUCUUGGGUUGCAGCUCAUGUCGAGCGUGGCUGAGCGGGACCAGAAGCCUCUGCUCUCUGCCCGCGAUUCUGCCAUGAUGGUCAAUGGGGGUUUCUUCCAUCGGGAAUGUGGGAUGCCCGAACCAUCCAUGCCGAUGGAUUUCGUCCGUGACACUUGGAUCACUCAGAGAGAUAAAUACCUGAAUUCAUUUCCCAUGAAUCAGAAUAACUAUCCAGUCCUAGCAGAAGGUUCUGGUGGCCAUGCUAUGCAGAUGCAAACACUGCCUGAUACAUCACAGGAUGAGCGGGCUUUGCAGGUUGAAGAAUCCGAUAUUAAACGAGAAGGGCCUUUGAAGAAACGGGCCAAUGGGCGUGCCUGUAAACCGCCGAAAGCGAAGAAGAGUAAGCGGAUUCCGAAGGAUGAAUCAAACAGUUCUGUUCCGAGAGCGGGUCCCGGUAAGAAGAAUACGGACAUCAUGAUCAACGGCAUCGAUAUGGAUAUCUCGGGCAUUCCUAUACCAGUAUGCUCCUGCACGGGAGUGCCUCAGCAGUGUUAUCGGUGGGGCUGCGGAGGGUGGCAGUCAGCAUGCUGCACCACCAGUAUCUCAAUGUACCCCUUGCCAAUGAGCACGAAGAGGCGUGGGGCCCGGAUAGCGGGGCGAAAGAUGAGCCAGGGCGCGUUCAAGAAGGUGUUGGAGAAGCUGGUGGCCGAAGGAUAUAACCUGUCUAAUCCGAUUGAUUUGAGGACUCAUUGGGCAAAACACGGUACCAAUAAGUUCGUUACAAUCAGGUAGAUGUACAAUUUCCCUAAUGUUGUUUUCGGCCUCCAACAUGCAUUCGGUCUGUUCUCUCCAGUGUAUAUACAUGUUUAUGGCCUGUUUGCGGAGGCCUCUUGAAUAGAUUGUAGCCAAUGAAUUUUCUUUGUCAUGUUACAUGGUUUCUCAAAUUCAGACAUUUUUUCCCCGGCUA